AUGACCGAAGCAUUGGUGAAAUGGGCAGUGCCUCAGAUUUCACGUCUGUUGCCUUUGGACGAGGACUCGCUGAAGCAGAUCAUCACAUACCACGACACGCUACCUAGAGACGUAGCAGCGGAACAACUUGGCGGCCUAUUGGGCGACUCACCGCAAGCUCUGGAGUUCAUUGCUUCGUUUAAUUCACGUCGUCAAGCGCCACCUUCAGAAGCUCGUCCAGCGCCUACGGUUUCUUCGGCUCAAGAUGAAGGUGUACCCAAGAGGCAGCCAAAACAGCCAAAGAAGAAGGCAAACAUUCAUAGUCUACCGGCACGACAGGUCCAGGAUAUUGGAGGCGGCUCUGGCGCCUAUAGGAAACAGGAUGAAGGCGACUACAUGGCUGGGUCGUCGAGGAAGAAAACGCAAGCUUCUCUGUCCAACACUCUGGCUUUACAGGAGACACCUGAUGCUAAGCAGCUUCCUGUUCGCACUGCCGGAGGUGUAUCACGCGGACCUAGAGCACCUCCUUCGGCAUCUGGACCCUUGAUCUCUGAUGUGCUUCCUCCACCGUCGCAAUCAUCUACUCCUCGUACUGCAUCGCCAGCACCAACCAAGACAAAGGUCAACAUUACUGGAGGUACCAACAUGCAUGGAGCCGGAAAGACUCUGUCCGAUUUAGAUUCUGCCAUUCGAUCUCUAGAAUUGCAAACCAACCCCACCUUAGCUUCAAAUCAACAGUCAGCAGCAGAUCUUGCAAAGCGAAGAUGCAAUUGCAUGGCCACGCGCCACCCACUACUGACCAUCGCACCCAACUGCCUCAACUGUGGGAAAAUCGUUUGUGUAAAGGAAGGUCUGGGCCCUUGCACAUUCUGCGAAACCCCGCUCCUCUCCUCUUCAGAAAUCGCCAGCAUGGUCCGCGUACUCAAAGACGAGCGCGGCAAAGAACGUCAAGCAGCCAACAACGCAACCCACAAACGCGCCGAAGUCAGCCAAAAACCUCGUGCCUUUACCGGCCGCGAUUUCCUCUCUUCCUCCGCUGCGGCUUCCACUACUGCAUCCCCACUUUCCUCUGCUGCUGCCUCUGAAGAUGAGGGCGACGCCGCGGUCAGCAAGGCCAAAGAGCACAGAGACAAACUUCUCGCUUUCCAAGCCAAUAACGCCAGACGUACGCGUAUUCACGACGAAGCUGCGGAUUUCGAUGUACCUACCUCAGGAACGAACAUGUGGGCUUCACCUACAGAGCGUGCUGCAGAAUUGAAACGCCAGCAAAAGAUCAUGCGAGAAAUGGAAUGGAACGCGCGCCCCGAAUACGAAAAACGCCGCAUGGUUGCCAGUAUCGAUGUCAUAGGAGGCAAGAUUGUCAAGCGCAUGGCUGAAGUGGAAAGACCUGCCAGCGAUGCAGAAGAGGAGGUUGAAGAGGAAGACACCAUGCCAGUGAGACGAGACGAUAAUGCUGGAUCGGGGGCUUUCAGCAAUAAUCCUCUUUUGGGUGCACUGAUUAGACCUACGGCUAGAGCGGACAAGGGAAAAGCCAAGGGGCAAGAGGGCAGUGAAAAUAGAAAGAGCACUUGGAGGAGGGUACAGGAUGACAACGAUGACAAUGAGGCAUGGAUCUUGGACGGAGGUGCUUAUGGCGGUAGAGUUGAAGGAAGAAGACUAGGCGAGGAGGAACAUGCUCUUGGCUCGUAG
Molecule: messenger RNA, 1668 nt
Organism: Aureobasidium vineae
Lineage: Eukaryota; Fungi; Ascomycota; Dothideomycetes; Dothideales; Saccotheciaceae
Source: the annotation of a GenBank genome assembly